This is a messenger RNA of Punica granatum (pomegranate), 864 nucleotides long. NCBI's taxonomy places the organism in Eukaryota, Viridiplantae, Streptophyta, Magnoliopsida, Myrtales, Lythraceae. The record is from RefSeq and is a predicted model, not a curated record.
CGUCACUUGACUUUGUAAGGUUAACCCUCCAAAACCCUAGCAAUCGCAGAUCCACCAGCUGUCUGCUGCAUAUUAGGGUUUCUCAGUUCUCUUCUUCACCUUUCUUACUUCUAGCCUGUCAGCGGCAGCCCAAUCCGUUAAUCUCAGGCGCGAUGGCAUCGGAGAAGAAACUAUCGAACCCCAUGAGGGAGAUCAAAGUUCAGAAGCUCGUGCUUAACAUCUCCGUAGGCGAGAGCGGAGAUCGUCUCACCAGGGCUGCUAAGGUGUUGGAGCAGCUCAGCGGUCAGAGCCCUGUCUUCUCAAAAGCUAGGUACACUGUCCGAUCUUUCGGGAUUAGGCGUAAUGAAAAGAUUGCAUGCUAUGUGACCGUUAGAGGUGAGAAAGCUAUGCAGCUUCUUGAGAGUGGCCUGAAGGUGAAGGAGUACGAGCUCCUUAGGAGGAACUUCAGUGACACAGGCUGCUUUGGUUUUGGUAUUCAGGAGCACAUUGAUCUUGGGAUCAAGUACGACCCUUCGACUGGUAUUUACGGGAUGGACUUCUAUGUUGUUCUGGAACGCCCGGGAUACCGAGUGGGCCGUCGCAGAAGGUGCAAGUCCCGUGUUGGCAUCCAGCACAGGGUCACCAAGGAGGAUGCUAUGAAGUGGUUCCAGGUCAAAUACGAGGGUGUGAUCCUUAACAAGUCCCAGAACACUACUGGUUGAUUGUUAGCAAACAGUAGUUCUUGUUUUUAUGUUGUCACAAGGUUUUGUGUCCGAGAGAUCUUUGGUUCAGUAUUUUCUAAGAACAGGAUGUAGACCUAUGUUGAAUUUGCAUUUAGAAAUCGUUGCUCGCUUGCUUUACAUACAAAAGUAUCAGUUUUGCUUA